GUCACUUCUGAAAACGGUGUUCCGUGACCAGUUUGUUUUUGGCCAUGGAUCGUAUCGUUCGUACUGUCAUGGCGGAUCAUAGUUGAACGAUCGUGAUGCAUACAGUCCGUACCGCUGCAAACCGAUUUUCUAAAUGAAGUUGUUAAAAUAAUAGGCGACAAAACGUCCGAGAUAGUGAGACAGUGAAUUUGUAGUGAUGUUGAAUUUGUCGCUGUAGACAAGCUUAUUUCCGGUAGAGAGUGCAAGAUGAGCAUCGCCGAAAUGACUUCUUCGCAAGAGAGACGAAGGUAUCCUUGUGAACAAUCCAUAGCGAGCGCAAGGGCAAGUGUGAUGAUAUACGAUGAUGUUAACAAAAAAUGGGUACCAUCGGGCACGUCGUCGGGCCUUUCCAAGGUUCACAUUUACCAGCAUGUCCAGCAUCAGACCUUUCGAGUUGUCGGUAGGAAACUUCAAGACCACGAGGUCGUAAUCAACUGUGCGAUUCUGAAAGGUCUGAAGUACAACCAAGCCACGUCGACGUUUCAUCAAUGGAGGGACAAUAAGCAGGUCUACGGCUUGAAUUUUAGUUCCAAAGAAGAUGCGGAUUGCUUUGCGAGGGCCAUGUUUCAUUCAUUAGAGAUCCUGAGCAACGUGGUCCGUCAACCUCAACCGCCACAACCGUCAGCAGCAUCGCCAUACGGCAGCGUGCCCCCUCAACCGCCGCCCCACCAACAACUUCACGGCCCUCCACAGCCCCCACAACCGCCCCAACCUCCGCAACCUCCGAUGCACCAACCGCAGCCCCCGAUGCAUCAGCAACCUCAAACGCAGUACGACGAGGACAUGGGGUACCGCACCAUGACCAGAGAGGACGUGGCCAUGUUGCAGGAGAGGAGGGUGUCGUCGAAUUUGGGGUCGCCGAUGGCCCCCCAGCAGCUGCAGGCGGCUGCGGGGGGUCCUCCACAACCGCCACCUAUCAUGGCCAGUCCCGGCGCGGGACCCCAAAUGCAGGCGGGCAACCACCACCAACAGCAACCUACCAUGAGCGGCCACACACGCACCGUUAGCGCCCCUCCCGCUCCCCCUCCGCCUCCCGGGCCGCCGCUCCCUCCCAUUCCAGGAGGCGGAGCUUCGCCAGCGGCAUCAGCCAAUCACGCGGCAGCAAAUCAGGCUGCGGCACCGCCCCCACCGCCACCGCCCCCGAUGAAUAUGUCGAGAUCGCAGAGCAGCGACGGUGGGGAGGUUAACUCGUUGGCCGCACAAUUGCAGAACGCCAGGCUCAAGAGGAAUAACAAGAACACGCCGCCUCCGACAGAAAACAGCGGUUCGUCAACGAGCAGCGGAGGCAGCAGUAAUUAUGGCACUUUAGGCAGAAGUGCUGGCAACAGCAUGGCGUCCAUGAUGGACGAGAUGGCGAAGACAUUGGCCAGGAGACGAGCACAGGUAGAGAAAAAGGUGCCGGACAAAGAGGAGGAAGACAAAAAGGCUGCCAUCUGGGAGAAAACGAACACACUGCCGGGAAACACGUCGAAAUUCAACGCGGAAUCGCCGAAAAGCGUACGAAAACGUUUCGGAUCGGCCUCGGAGGAGACGAUUCUGAAAGUGAACGGCCUAUCGGAAGGUAGCACGUUAUCCGUCGGACCAACUGAAUUGGACGCUCUCAAAAACGAGAUCGUCAAGGAAGUCAGGAAAGAAAUUAGCAAAAUGAAACAGGAUAUUAUAGAUGCAAUCAAAGCGGAACUGAAUCGAAGGUAAUUUAUAUAGGUAAAAAAAUGACCUUUUGAAAUAGACUUUUGUAUCGUUUUUACAUAUGAAUCAGAAUAAGUGACAAUUUUUAACACUUAAUGUAAGUAACUAUCGAUAUUCAUUACUUAUCGUAUCUAUCAUUUUGAAAUUUUACAUUUUAUUUCAAAGCGUUUCUUAGACAAAUUUAUGAGCGGCAUUUUGCAUUAUAAACCGUACGGGCAUUUAGAUGCUUUUUUUUAUUUCUGUGAAUAUGUUAAAAGAUAUUUAUUAAGUUAUUAAUUUAUAAAGGUUUAGUAUUUGCUGUAUUGCGAUUUUACUCGCAAAUGUGAAACAUGAUUUUUUCUAAGAAACACUCAGCGACUGACUGUAUUCUGUGCGUUGAUUUUCUUUCUUUGGGGAGCGGUAGUUGCCUAUACCUUUUAUAUAAACGAUUUUAGUCCGUUUUUCGAAACGAAGGAAAGAAAACGCACUAAAGAUGCAGUUAGUUGCCUAGAAACACUAUUUUGUAUUUGGUGGCGAAAAUAUACCGAAUUAAUUUUUUUAAUGUUUAAUCUCGACAUCAAUGUACAGAAAAUUCAAAGGUAAAGCUGGGAUCAGUUUAUGGAAAAAAUGUCAUCUUUCAUAUGAGUUGGAAAAGAAAACAGAAAAAAAUGGGGUAAUUACGUUCUUUUUUGAGAAGCAAGGAUUAAAAAUAUUGAAUAAACGGUUAAUGUUAAGCGCGACUUUGAAAACCUUGACAUUUUUUAAAUCGUUAAAAACUCAAAAUCAUUAAAAUUUUGAAAAAUAAGAAACUGAAAAUUCCAAAAUUCUAAAAAUUUGUCAUGAAAUUUGAAAACGAUAUAUUUAUAAAUCUAGAAAAGUUACAAAAUUUAAAAAAAUUGGAAAAACAAGAACAAUUUGAAAAAUUCUAAUAUUUAAAUUCUUGAUAAACCUCAAGAUCUUAAAAAAUUUGGAAAGUUCGACGAUUUUGAUAAUCCCAAAAAUUUGAGGACCUCGAAAAUUUUUAAAACCUUGAAAUUUUUUAAAAUCUUGAAAAACUUUAGAAUCUUGCACAUUUUGAGAAAUAA
Molecule: messenger RNA, 2792 nt
Organism: Acanthoscelides obtectus
Lineage: Eukaryota; Metazoa; Arthropoda; Insecta; Coleoptera; Chrysomelidae
Source: the annotation of a GenBank genome assembly